CGGUGUGGACGAAUGUUUGCCUGCGCCAGGUUUGCGGAUUGCGUGCAUAGCGUUCGUGUGCGACAGAGGUCCAAACGAGCAACGGCGAUUUGUCAUCGACGAUCAAGCGCUAUUCGAUUCGCGGUCGCUGUGCGAUGCUGCAAUCGCGUGACUAGACGACCUUGUGCUUACUUAUUUCCAGCGUUCACUGUCCCCGCGCUUCAGUGGAGUUGUGCAUCGGCGCAAGUAAUCGCGCUUGGGUAGAAAAUUAGGCAUGCUACGCGCAAUACACCUCUGCAUGCGUUUAGGUACGAGCAGCUGAUGCGCACGACACAGUUAGUUAUCGAUACAGCAAAAAAAAAAACAAAAAACUGAAAGUGACACACAAAGUGGCUCAUAAUCGGGCCGACAAUUUUGAGUGAGUUAUCUAAAGAGUCAAGUGUUGGCUACAACACAAAACGCAAAUCUUGACCACAGAUGACGGUGAAACCAACGACGGUUGUACUCGGUGGUUCCGGGAUGACCGCUCGUCCAGCGGCACAUUUCGCGAACAAUGCAUCCGAUAUCGAGCAACGGCGCCGCUCGAUCGUUAUACUUACGCUACUGGCCACCAGUGCGUUUCUGUUUAUGCUGUCACUGUGCCUACUGACAGCACUGGUGCUGGUCGGACGCAAUCUGUCAUCGCAUGCUGGCAGCCAUGCCAAGCUGACAGCAGCCGUGUCGGAUGACAAGCAUUUAUUUAACAACAACAACAGCAUCGCACCGUACGACGGAGAGGAGCAAACGGCCAGCGAUAACGGUACCGGGUUGUCGCAGUACAAUCGUAGCACCAUCUUCCUGCCCAACUCGGUGUUUUAUUCCGUGAUACCCACCACAGCGGCAACGGUAGAAUCCGGCUCGACCACCGGUUCAAUGAAUCGUGUGUUCAAGAUGGGCACGCAGGUGGUGGAAACGUUGGGCUUCCGGUUGCCCCGGCACAUUCGCCCGGUACACUAUGAGCUGUGGUUGCAGCCCGACCUGCAGCGCGAAACCUUCACCGGUCGCGUCGGCAUCGAGCUGAACGUGUCCGAAUCGACGAACUAUCUUGUGCUGCACAGCAAAAAGUUAAACAUCAGCGAAACGGUGCUGCGUGCGCUGGCCGCCGAUGAGAAACCGGAGCGGGAAAUUAACAUUUCCCGUGCGUACGAAAUGCCGGAACACGAGUACUGGGUGAUCGAAACGCAAGCCGAAAUUGGGGCCGGCGCGUACCGGUUGAAUGUGCAGUUUGACGGAAACCUGGCGGAUCGUAUCAUCGGGUUCUACAGCAGCAAGUACCUCGACAAGACAACGAACCGAACGAGAAAAAUUGCAACAUCCAAGUUUGAGCCGACGUUUGCCCGGCAAGCCUUCCCGUGCUUCGAUGAGCCGCACCUGAAGGCCGAAUAUACGAUCCACAUGAUUCACCCGUCUGGCGAUGGAUACGAGGCACUGUCGAACAUGAACGUGUCGGCGAUCGUGCCGGACGAACCUGCCGCCGGGUUGACUACGACCACGUUCGAGCGCAGCGUGAAGAUGAGCACCUACCUGGUGGUGUUUAUCGUGAGCGAUUUCCUGCACAAGGAGGUACUGAUAACGCCCGUGCAUGGCAAUGCGUUUCCGUUGCGCGUGUACGCCACCCCGUUCCAGCAGGACAACACAGCGUUCGCACUCGCUACCGCCCGCACCAUUAUUGAGUAUUACGUACGAUACUUUGGAAUCGCGUACCCACUGCCCAAGCUCGAUAUGGCCGCCAUUCCGGACUUUGUGUCGGGUGCGAUGGAAACGUGGGGUUUGGUGACGUACCGCGAAACAUCCAUCCUGUACAACGCCGCCACGAGCAGCACGGCCAACAAGCAGCGGGUGGCGGGCGUGAUCGCACACGAGCUUGCCCACAUGUGGUUCGGCAACCUGGUCACGAUGCAGUGGUGGAACGAGCUGUGGCUGAACGAGGGAUUCGCGAGCUACAUCGAGUACAAGGGCAUGCACGAAGCGUACCCGGACUGGGGCAUCGAGGAGCAGUUCAUCAUCGACGAUCUGCAUGGCGUGCUGAACCUCGACGCGACGCUCGGCUCCCAUCCGAUCGUCAUGUCGGUCGAAAACCCGAACCAGAUAACGGAAAUUUUCGACACCAUCACGUACUCGAAGGGCGCCUCGGUGAUACGCAUGCUGGAGGACUUUGUGACGCCGGCCGUCUUUCAGCAGGGCGUCACGCGCUACCUUACCAAGCUGGCCUUCUCCAACAGCGUGUCGGAGGAUCUGAUGCGCGAGCUGGACGAGCUCGUCACGGAGGUCAGCGUGUCGUCCGUGAUGGACACGUUCACGAAGCAGAAGGGCCUACCGGUGGUGACCGUCACCGAGAACGCGCUGCAGUACGUGCUGCGGCAGCAGCGUUUCUUGGCCGAUCAGGCCGCAAACGAGACGGAAGCGUCACCGUUCGGCUACCGUUGGUACAUUCCGGUCACAUACGUUGCCAACACUGACACGGCGGGCGAUGCACCACGCCGCAUUUGGUUCCCGAACGAUCGGAACGAGGUGGUGAUCGACAAGCCGCCGGGUAGCAACUGGAUCAAGCUCAACUACCGUCAGAUCGGGUACUAUCGGGUCAACUAUCCGGUGGCGAUGUGGGAACAGUUUGGCGAAGCACUGCUGCAAAACGUGAACACGUUCACGAUUGGCGAUCGAACCGGGCUGCUGAACGAUGCGUUUGCCCUGGCGGACGCGUCCCUGCUGGCGUACAACCAUGCCCUCGAUCUGACGCGCUAUCUGAGUAAAGAGACUGAGUAUGUUCCCUGGGCCGCGAUUGCGAGCAAGCUAAAGACGAUCCGCAAUCUGCUGUACAACUACCAGUCGUACGAUCACAUUACGUCCUACACACAAACGCUGGUGAGUGAGGUGGUCCAGUCAGUUGGUUGGGAUGUGCCUGUCAACGGUGACCAUAUGAAAAACCUGCUUCGUACUGCGGUCCUAGAUCUGGCCUGUUCCUUCGGCCAUCCGGGAUGCUUGUCUGAGGCGAGUAGACGCUUCCUUGGCUGGCUGAACAAUGGUGACGUGAUACAUCCCGACCUGCGCUCCGUUGUCUACACGUACGGCAUACAGUCGGGCGUGUCCGUGGCUGACUGGGACAAGGUGCUGCAACGCUACCGCGAUGAGAACGAUGCGAACGAAAAGACGAAACUGAUGGUGGCCCUAGCUUCGUAUCCCGAUCAGCGCACGAUGCGUCGCUUCCUGGAUCUGUCCUGGGACACGGCCCUGAUCCGUACGCAGGAUCAGCUAAGCUGUAUCCAGUACAUUGCCUCGAACCGGCACGGCGAACAGGCGGCAUGGGAGCAUGUGCGCGAAAACUGGCCCCGUCUGGUCGCUCGCUUCGGUAUCGGCGAGCGCAAUCUCGGCCGUAUGAUUCCAUCGAUCACCGGGCGCUUUACGACACGGGCCCGGCUGACCGAGCUGGAAGAUUUCUUCGCCCGCUAUCCGGAAGCGGGAGCCGGUGCGACCGCCCGGCGCCAAGCGCUCGAAACCAUCCAGAACAACAUCAGCUGGCUGGAGCGCAAUGAAGCGAAUGUGGCCGAAUGGCUGAAGGACCCGAGAGUCUAGUCCUUCGCGCGAAAGAACCGUCCGCUGCCAAUUCGAUUUGUGAACGAGUCGUGCGUAGAAAGUGAGACCUAACGUAUCUUCCUCGAUUUGUGCUCUAAGAGAUUAAAUCGCAGGUACACUGUAUCAAAUUCAUUUCCGAA
Anopheles stephensi (Asian malaria mosquito) is the source of this 3728-nucleotide messenger RNA. Its product is annotated as glutamyl aminopeptidase. NCBI's taxonomy places the organism in Eukaryota, Metazoa, Arthropoda, Insecta, Diptera, Culicidae. The record is from RefSeq and is a predicted model, not a curated record. Bases 457 to 3588 code for a protein of 1043 amino acids. The transcript is spliced from 5 exons. Gene Ontology annotation, cellular component: cytoplasm. Gene Ontology annotation, molecular function: peptide binding; zinc ion binding; metalloaminopeptidase activity. Gene Ontology annotation, biological process: peptide catabolic process; proteolysis.